Messenger RNA from Dioscorea cayenensis subsp. rotundata (Guinea yam), 1342 nucleotides. Its product is annotated as alcohol dehydrogenase 1-like. Lineage: Eukaryota; Viridiplantae; Streptophyta; Magnoliopsida; Dioscoreales; Dioscoreaceae. Gene Ontology annotation, biological process: formaldehyde catabolic process. The record is from RefSeq and is a predicted model, not a curated record. Gene Ontology annotation, cellular component: cytosol. Gene Ontology annotation, molecular function: zinc ion binding; S-(hydroxymethyl)glutathione dehydrogenase [NAD(P)+] activity.
CUUUUUCUCUAUAAAUUCAUGCACUGCUCAGUUAAACUUCAGGAUUCAGCCAUUCAGGAAUACCUUGAGUUUGAGAGAGUCAGACAUGUCAAGCACUGCAGGUCAAGUGAUUAGAUGCAGAGCUGCUGUUGCGUGGGAAGCAGGGAAGGCAUUAGUGAUUGAAGAGGUUGAUGUGGCUCCUCCUCAAGCAAUGGAAGUUCGCCUUAAAAUACUCUAUACCUCUGUCUGUCGUAGUGAUAUUUAUUUUUGGGAGGCUAAGGGUCAAAAUCCAUUAUUUCCUCGAAUUUUUGGGCAUGAAGCUGCAGGAAUUGUUGAGAGUGUUGGAGAUGGAGUUACUGAUCUUAAACCCGGUGAUCAUGUCAUUCCGGUGCCCAGCGGAGAAUGUAAGGAGUGUAUACAUUGUAAGUCCAAGGAGAGCAACAUAUGUGAUCUUCUCAGGGUAAACUUAGGCCGGGGAGUGAUGAUCAGUGAUGGGCAAUCCAGGUUCUCCAUUAAUGGAAAACCGAUAUACCAUUUUGUCGGAACAUCGACAUACAGUGAGUACACUGUUGUUCAUGUCGGUUGUGCUGCGAAGAUCAACCCUUCGGCUCCUCUAGAUAAAGUUUGCAUUCUUGGUUGUGGCAUUUCAUCAGGUCUUGGUGCUGUUUUGAAUGUAGCAAAACCACCAAAGGGAUCAUCAGUUGCUGUUUUCGGCCUUGGAGCUGUUGGACUUGCGGCCGCCGAAGGGGCGAGGAUUUCAGGGGCUUCGAGAAUUAUCGGUGUUGAUGUGAACCCGAAAAAAUUCAAUCAUGCAAAAAAUUUCGGUGUCAGCGAGUUCGUAAACCCAAAAGAUCAUGAUAAACCUGUUCAAGAGGUUAUUGCCGAGAUGACCGGUGGGGGAGUUGAUCGGAGUAUUGAGUGCACCGGUGAUGUUGAUGCAAUGAUAUCUGCAUUUGAAUGUGUUCAUGAUGGUUGGGGUGUUGCUGUUCUGGUUGGAGUGCCACACAAAGACGCCGUCUUUAAGACACAUCCUAUGAAUCUGCUGCAUCAGAGGACACUUAAAGGAACCCUCUUUGGAAACUAUAAACCGCGAACCGAUCUUCCUGCUAUUGUGGAGAAGUAUAUGAACAAGGAGCUAGAACUGGAGAAAUUCAUCACUCAUGAAGUGCCAUUCGCUGAGAUCAACAAGGCUUAUGAGUUCAUGCUCAACGGUGAUAGUCUCCGCUGCAUCAUUCACAUGGAUGGUUGAUCUGAUUCCUAUGUUUGCUUGAAAGGAAUAACUGUUGUUCAUAAUCCAAAUAAGUUGUGGAUUUCUCAGUAACUCUUGUAAUUUCGCAUAUAAAAUAUAUUUGCUUGUUUGAGA